Humulus lupulus (European hop) is the source of this 702-nucleotide messenger RNA. RefSeq lists its product as uncharacterized. Bases 1 to 702 code for a protein of 233 amino acids. Lineage: Eukaryota; Viridiplantae; Streptophyta; Magnoliopsida; Rosales; Cannabaceae. The transcript is spliced from 3 exons. The record is from RefSeq and is a predicted model, not a curated record.
AUGAACUCUGAGAAUGUGUUCGACAUAUACAGUGCCCCAGAGGCUCCUAAAGCUCCCUCAAGCAAGAAGAAAAUGAGCAAACGGCAUCCCGGGGAAAGCAGUAAAGCGCCUCCGACCAAGAAAACCCGUACUGCAGGCCCUCCGGUAGAUGGACCUUCAACAAAUGUAACAACACCUCCUUCUCCUCUCGAGCAGCAAACUCCUCUUACUCCUGUCGGGUCGACACCUUCUCCAUCGACCCCAACCGACCAGACUCAGCAGGCUGGUCCUGCUUCCACAGGCGGCGACAUAACGAGUCGCGCCUUAAGAUCGGUCAAAGACAGGGUGGCCAAAAUUGUGAAGCAUGAACACUACCGAGAGGUGAUGCCUGUGACAGAGAUGAUGCACAUCGACCAGAUCUUAACCCAGGCAUUAAAUGAAUUUGCUAGUCUUGAGGCAGUGCAUGAGGAGAAGAACAAACUGGCUGAGGAGUUAAGGGAGAAGCAAACUACUUUGGAUACGGGCGUCAAGCAAAGGGACAACUUCAAGGAGUCUAAUCGCGUCAACAACCGCGUGGCUAAAAAGCUCGAGGAGGACUUGAACGCGAGAAGACACGAGACCGCAACAUUGGAGGGCCAGAUCAAGAAGCUUGAAGAAGCUAACUCCAGGAAUUUGGAAAGUACACGGCCUACAGGUCGUGACGUAAAGACACUUAUUUUCUAG